AAUACUGACAGCCUUUGCAAUGUAAAUAGCGCUACACGCUGAUUGGCGCGGCUACAUCAAAGCAAAUGACGUCACCGUGUACAUUGCCUGUCGGCGGCGGGCAUGUGGCUUUGAUGUUCAAAAGUUUGGGAGAUUUUUCGCCAUUUUGGAUGCACUUUAGCGUUUCUCUUGAGCAAGACGGAUACUUCCCUCUCUCCAGUAAAUCGACGACCCUCCUUCAGCGCUCUUCCGAGACAAUGUGCCAGGCAUGACCUCGCGGCAGCGACGGCCACGUCAAGAAGCCAGCGCCGCCGCGCCGCGGACGAGGACGCUUAGCGAGCGUGCUGCCGCGACCUCGGGCGCGACCUUGGGUUCAUCAUGAGCGCGCUAGCGGCGGUGGUCACCGACGAGUUAGGGUCAGAUUUCGCCGAGCUAGAGCCGCGGCCGCCGGUCCCCGGCAAGGAGGAGGGACUCCGAGAGAACGAACCGAAUGGCGGGAAGCGCGUGGCGCCGCGCGGAGCGUGGGGCGACCGCGACUCGCCCGUAGCAACGCCGCGUCGCUCGCUACUCGACCCCGGCGGAACUACCGGGAAGCCCGUUACCACGACGACGACGACGACGACGACGACGGAGACGAUGGAGGGGAAGGGGAAGGACGUCGGGGAGGCGCCGCUCGGGUUCGAGCCGGAGGGGAGCGCGAGCACGACGCCUCCGUUCGCGGAGACGCCGGCGACGCCGCCGUACCUGCGCUGGGCGGCGAGCAUGCGCAACCUUCUCGACGACGCCGAGGGCGUCGAGCAGUUCCGCAGCUUCCUGCGGCAGGAGAACGCGGAGAACCUGCUCAUGUUCUGGUUCGCGAUCAAGUCGCUGAAGAUGAUGGAAGACGGCGUGCGGAUCGCGCAGCUCACGAAGGUCAUCUACCGGACGUACAUCCGCGCGCACGGCGAGCAGACGCUCGCGAUACGCCCGGACGUGCGACGCGCCGUCGCCGAGCGCUUCAGCACGAAGGUCGCCGACCGAAACAUCUUCGACUGCGCGCAGUGCGAGAUCGAGCAGCUUCUAGAGGGCGCCAUGUACCCGCAGUUCCUCAAGUCGGACGUCUACCUGCAGUCGGUGCGCGCGGCCGGCGACGCGAGCCCCAAGGUGGCGCCGGCGUCGGGGGGCGACGACUCAUCUCUCCCAGCAGGGGCAGCACUUUGGUGGCGACCGAGGAAGGAGGGCGCCGGGGUUCUCCUUCCCGCGGACGUAGAGGUCCCUCCUCCGGCGAGGUUUCUUUUGUCCGGCGGUUAUUGGGGGUGGCGACCGAAGAGGGAGGCCGGAGGGGUUCUCCCUCGCGAGGACGUAGAGGUCCCUUCCUCCUGA
Priapulus caudatus is the source of this 1341-nucleotide messenger RNA. RefSeq names its product axin-1-like. Lineage: Eukaryota; Metazoa; Priapulida; Priapulimorpha; Priapulimorphida; Priapulidae. The transcript has 2 exons. Gene Ontology annotation, biological process: negative regulation of canonical Wnt signaling pathway. The record is from RefSeq and is a predicted model, not a curated record. Bases 358 to 1341 code for a protein of 327 amino acids.